GUAACAUAUCAUAUAGAAUUAACUUAUAAGAACAAAUCUGAUUAUAACUACAUAACUGCAGAAUGGAUGAUAUGUCACUUAAUUGCAAUUGUUUUCAGGGGUGGGGAGAGACAUGUAUAUUGAAGAUGCAUUUUUGCUCUAGUAGAUCAAUUUAUGCCUACUGAAUAUAUUCUGUAUUCAUGCCAACUAUAUUCUGUUGUGCUGAAGCAAAGCAAGAAUUUCAUUGUCCUAUCUGGGACACAUGACAAUAAACUCUCUUGACUUGACUUGAUUUAUCUUAAAUGUAGAAGUGCUUACAAUACCAUGCCUGCCUUACAACAAGAACAAAACCAAAAAUGUACAGCAGUGUAAAAAUUGAUACCUUUAUUAUUGUUUAAGAAGAAACUGCAGAUGCUGGAAAAUCGAAGGUAGACACAAUGCUCCAGUAUUUUUGUCUACCUUUAUUAUUGUGCUAAGUCUAGAUCUAUAAAAGAAGACUUUCUAAUAACUUGCUCAUGUACCAAAAAAUGUCUUAUAUAAUAUUGUCGGGAUCAUAAGAAUAGAAUUAUAUAUGUUACAGUCAUCAUACAUUGGGAAGGAAAUUAAGGAUUUAAUGUGUGCUCCUCGUGGCAUGUCGUUGUUCCCUAUAACUCUAUUUAUCAUGUAUUUUAAACACCAUUGAUCCGUGUACAUUGUGUGCCUGCGCGUGUGUCUGUCUGCAUGUGCCUGUGUGUGUGUCUAAAGCAGCAUCUGCACUUCCUUCCUGCUCCGUUCCUGCCAAAGAUCCUAUAGGUUCCUGCAGCAAGUCCGGACCAGACCCAAGAUCUUUGGACCAGACUCCAGCAAGUGCACGCAAUCGGCCUGGCGAUUGGUGGCAGGAAUAGCCAACCGAGGUGCACCAUUGCUGGAAAGAAGCGCUGAUUGGAUGCUAGGGUGGAGUAGGUGGUCCUCACUGACCAAUGGGCAGUGAGUGCGCACUGUUUGAAACAGACCAGAUUGACUUCAAUGAGAUCCUCGCUAUCUACAUAACGCCAUGCUGCACCAAGUUUUCCUCCAGGAAUUUGAAGAAUGCAGCACCGACCGCAGCUAAAGAGAUUCACGAGAUAAGAGCGAAAUGUAGAGUUCCACUGCAGAGCAGAAAAAAACUACUACUUAACAGUCUGGGAAAGCCACCCACUGGUUUGAGGAAAACCACCAUUGAAGCCAACGACCUGAAAUCGUUUAGGAACCAAUUGCCAAGAUCAAGUGUUUCAACUAUUAGAGGUAGGCGAAACAACAUGGGCUCCUUCAAUCAGAAUGAGCUCAGAAAGAUGGGUGGGAAGAUGGACACUACAUUUACAAAAGCUGCAUGCUCAAAAGAAAACCUGCUCAAUGCAACAUUUUGUCUCCCAUGUUCUGGUGACAACGAUGCCAGGCGCAAGAGCGUGGAUGAGGUCAUGCAGCGGCAUGAUCUGCCCAGCAUUGAUGCUGCCAGCAAUACCCUUCAGCCCGAGUCAGCACUUUCAGCACACUUACCAGAUAUCCCUAUCGAGCCGCAUAAUCUGUCGGGUUUAUUACCCAGCUUCGUCAAACAAGAGUGUUUGCGUAUAGCUGCUCAAAUGAGCAAUGAAAGCAACUAUGCACGAAAUGCAUGCCUCAUGGACAAUUCUAGAAUAGAUCAAGAGCCUGUGAUUGAUUUUACGGUACUCUCGUGUUCAGACAUCUCUCUAGUAAAAUCCCCACAAAUUCGCUAUACCGCUGAGUUGCCAGGAAAUAGUUUAAAGGAUGCUGGAUGUCAACUAAUCCAUACUGAAGUUGACAUAAAACUUAAAGAUUCAUUUUUUAGUUCCAUGACAGAAGACUCAGGAAAUCUGCCCUAUUCUCCACAUAAUUUGAUUCGGUUUGAUGACACCACCAUGCUGAGCGACCCUCAUGAUCUCAAGGAUGAAGAUACAAAUGUGUCAAAGUCAGAAGUUUAUUCCAGAAAUCUUGUGAGCUUGUCGCCCACCCUCAGACCUUACUUAAGUAAGGGAAAUUUAAUGGAAUCAAAUGAAACCAUGGUUUUCUACGAUACAUCAAAUAUGCGGGCAGAGAAUGAAUUAUCUGAUAAAAGUGUCAUCGAAACAAAGACUUCAACAAACUCCAAAAUCUCUCUCUCUGAGACAGACUUGCUCUUGUGUAAAGGAUCCGUGCUAAGCCAUGACAAUUUAAGUGUGCCAAAACCGAGUUUUGGUCUGGGAAAUGAAUUCCAGACUCCAACUGUGCCCAGUGUUGGUCGCGGAGACUUGAUCAAGUUGAAUGAAACCAUGACGCUGGCAAAUGUAACAUUUGAGGCAUUAAAACAUGAAACCAGCUUUGGAAAUUAUCUCUCGGCUUCCAUCUUGUCGGAUUCCAAGAUGUCCCUGAAUGUCCAAGAUGACGUGCAAUUAAAUGGAACUAUGACGGUAUUUGAUCAUAAUGCAACAUUUGAAAAGUCAAAGCAUGAAGACUUUCUUGGUCAUGAUGGCAAAGCGACUGCCUCGAUGAGUUGCAAGUUGGCUCUAUCCACAACCACAGAGCUUCAAGCGGCUGAAAUCGUGGCAGGGAAUGACUGUAAAGAUGCUACCUUUGAUACAUCAAAGCAAGACUAUAAUUUGGGAAAUGAACCCAACAAUGCCGUUUGCUUGUUGCCUCCAUCUAUUGGAGAUAAAGUGGAAUUAAACGGUACCAUAACUCUUGAACAUAAAAAUGCAAUGUUUGAUACUUCAAAACAUGAGAGUAAUUUGGGUAAUAACUGCAGCAAGACCACUCCCUUGUUGCCUCCAUCUGCAGGUGAAAAAGUGCAAUUAAAUGAAACCAUGACUGUGGACCAAAAUAAUGCGACGCGAUGUAUGGCAGCUUGAGAGCUGCAUUGGAGGUAAUGUCAGUGACAUCACUGCCUCGUCACACUGCAGGCUUACAAGUCAAGUUCCAUUUCAGACACAGAACAUUGAGAAUCAGGCUCUUCUUCGGAGCUUUCAGUUGUUGUUUGCAGAGUUUGCAGAACUUCCUGAAGAUGGAGACUGAUAGUAGAUUUCUUGGGACCCCGUGGA
Leucoraja erinaceus (little skate) is the source of this 3029-nucleotide messenger RNA. RefSeq lists its product as uncharacterized. The record is from RefSeq and is a predicted model, not a curated record. The coding region runs from base 939 to 2840 and encodes 633 amino acids. The transcript is spliced from 3 exons. Lineage: Eukaryota; Metazoa; Chordata; Chondrichthyes; Rajiformes; Rajidae.